AAUCGACUACCUCCACUUACCUAAUGAUGGAAACCCCACUUUCUACCCCUAAAUAGCCACUAAAGCGUCGGAUGAGUGACAACAGAGAUGCUGCGAACAACGGCCGAAAUCCUGGAGCGUCUUUUUUGAUGUUUUGGACUGUGGGUGUGUGAUCACUGAACACUCAGAGCACUGUCUGAACGGAUUGUGGGAUACAAAUCGGCACAUUCACCUACCAAAAUGAUGGACACCCCAAUUUCCCCCCUCUAAAUAGCACCUAAAGUGUCGGAUGAGUGGGAUCAGAGAUGCUGCGAACCACAACAAUCCUGGAGCGUCUUUUUUAAAGAGCACUGUGGGUGUGUGCACUGUCUGACCGGAUUGUGGGAUACAAAUCGACCACCUCCACCUUCCAAAUUAUGGAAACCUCACCUCACCCCCCUAAAUAGCCACAAAAGCAUCGGAUGAUUGAGACCAGACAUGCAUUUCUUGCUUUUUUGAUCGGGACUGUGGGUGUGUUUUACGCGCAGGGCUCGUCGUUUCGUCCGGACUUGCUGCUCGCCAAAACUUCCCCCCUGCUUCCCAUCAAGUCAUGUCUGAUACACAGCGAUGGGCAAGUUUGACGACAACGAGAGGAUAAUCCUCAACGUGGGGGGCACCAGGCACGAGACGUACAAAAGCACCCUGAAAACACUGCCGGGCACGCGCUUGGCCCUGCUAGCCUCCGACUCGGACAUCGACUCGGUGCUGGAUCAGCUGCAACAAGUGCCGGGGUUUAUAGAGUACAAUGCGCGGACAAACGAGUACUUCUUCGACCGCCACCCGGGGGUUUUCGCCUAUGUGUUGAACUACUAUCGCACCGGGAAGCUCCACUGCCCGGCGGAUGUGUGUGGACCUUUAUUCGAGGAAGAGCUCUCUUUCUGGGGCAUCGAUGAGACGGACGUGGAGCCCUGCUGCUGGAUGACGUACCGCCAGCACCGGGACGCGGAGGAGGCUCUGGAUGUGUUUGAGCUCAACGUGGACACCGGGGAGGAUGAGGAUGAGAUUGGGAAGAGGUUUGGGAUUGAGGACGUGGUGGAUGGGAAUGUGAGUCUGUGGAGGAAGUGGCAGCCGGUCAUCUGGAACCUGUUCGAGGACCCAUAUUCAUCCAGGGCGGCGAGGUUUAUAGCCUUUGCCUCGUUGUUCUUCAUCCUGGUCUCCAUCACCACCUUCUGCUUGGAGACUCACGAAGCGUUUAACACCAUCAUCAACAAGACAGAUCCAACGAGGAACAGCAGCGCUCCGGACUCAGGCCCGCAGUACGAGAUAGAAACUGACCCAGCUCUCACCUAUGUGGAGGGCGUUUGCGUCUUCUGGUUCACCAUUGAGUUCCUCGUCCGCGUCACGUUCUGUCCGGUGAAGCUGGAGUUUAUUAAAAGCGUCCUCAACAUCAUCGACUUUGUGGCCAUCCUGCCUUUCUACUUAGAGGUUGGGUUGAGCGGCCUUUCUUCCAAAGCUGCCAAAGAUGUGUUAGGUUUCCUCAGAGUGGUUCGCUUCGUUCGAAUCCUUCGUAUCUUCAAGCUAACGCGUCACUUCGUGGGUUUAAGAGUGCUCGGACACACUUUACGAGCGAGCACCAACGAAUUCCUGCUGCUCAUCAUUUUCCUGGCGUUGGGAGUACUUAUUUUCGCCACCAUGAUCUACUACGCCGAGCGAAUUGGCGCAGAUCCCAACGACCCAACGGGUAGCAACCACACAAAGUUCAAAAACAUCCCAAUUGGCUUUUGGUGGGCCGUGGUGACCAUGACAACACUGGGUUAUGGAGACAUGUAUCCAGAGACCUGGUCAGGCAUGGUUGUUGGUGCGUUGUGUGCCUUGGCGGGCGUUCUGACGAUAGCCAUGCCCGUUCCUGUUAUCGUGAAUAACUUUGGGAUGUACUACUCGCUGGCCAUGGCCAAGCAGAAGCUUCCCAAGAAGAGGAAGAAGCACAUUCCUCAGGCGGUGCAGGGGGGGUCGCCCAUUUACUGCAAAGCUGAGCUCAACACCACCUGCAACAGCACUCAAAGUGACCUGUGCAACACCAAAGGAGGAAGGGGACUCGAACGCAACCGCUCAGUUCUGUCAGCAGACUGCAGUGGGGGGGGCAGUGACCUCACUCUGUCCCCGGAGGAGAGGGUCCCGAUGAGGAGGUCCAGCACCCGAGAGCAGGACCUCAGCGGGGGGGGAACCUGCUUCCUGCUCGCUGCCAGUGACUACGCUGCAGACGGAGGGAUGAGGAAGACAGAUAUCUGCAAAGAGGUUGUCUUUACUGGUUUCACACAAGCAGAGAGCAGCGUUCUGUCUUAACAUCCUGGAGGAAAUUACACCGCCAUUUUGGACAGGUAACAGGUGUGAGGGUUGCUGUGCAGAACACUUUUUUGGUCAUGAUUUGGUGUUAAUGUGUGUUUAAACGGGGGUUAUUCAAUAAUCCCUCAGAAGAUAUGUACCUGUUGUGUGGUUUCUCUUGAAGGUGCUGCUUGUAGCAUUUGAAUCAGUGGAUGAUUAACACAUCAUAUUUUGUAUAAUUUUAUUUUUUUAACAGGAUGAGUGAGGGUAGAAUUACAUUACAUUCAAGAUUGCAUGACACCAAGAAAUUAAUUGACAACAAAAUGUGACUUAAAUGUGAUAGUAGCAACUAAUACUUCAU
Trematomus bernacchii (emerald rockcod) is the source of this 2641-nucleotide messenger RNA. It is a transcript of the gene kcnc2, whose product is annotated as potassium voltage-gated channel, Shaw-related subfamily, member 2. Gene Ontology annotation, molecular function: protein binding; delayed rectifier potassium channel activity. The transcript is spliced from 4 exons. The coding region runs from base 586 to 2301 and encodes 571 amino acids. NCBI's taxonomy places the organism in Eukaryota, Metazoa, Chordata, Actinopteri, Perciformes, Nototheniidae. Gene Ontology annotation, biological process: protein homooligomerization; potassium ion transmembrane transport. The record is from RefSeq and is a predicted model, not a curated record. Gene Ontology annotation, cellular component: dendrite membrane; voltage-gated potassium channel complex; axon.